This is a messenger RNA of Fusarium verticillioides 7600, 1027 nucleotides long. RefSeq lists its product as hypothetical. Bases 143 to 463 code for a protein of 106 amino acids. The record is from RefSeq and is a predicted model, not a curated record. The transcript is spliced from 2 exons. NCBI's taxonomy places the organism in Eukaryota, Fungi, Ascomycota, Sordariomycetes, Hypocreales, Nectriaceae.
CUCCGAGAAAGGUAUGAGAAAUGCCCGGUUGCGAUCUAGUCGAGCAAGCCCUCUCGGAUGAACCAACAACGCUUUUGUCUACCAAGCCAAGAGCUUAUCUUUUCCCCGAGACCUCGACUUUGACCAGCCGGAUCCAAUGUAAAUGUUUGGAACGGAAAGCGGCGAGUUGUCAAUAUCAAUGGAAGAAUGGGAGAAUGGCAAUCCAGUGAAAUUCGGCCGCCAAAGUCCCAUCCCAUAUGCACAGUCAUUUCCUCGUCUCCUCGUCUCUACCUCAUCUCCGCCUCGGGCUCAGGGUCCUCUUUGUAUUGGACCUACAGUAGUGACGGGGAGUCGACCCGGCAGUGAAGAUCACCCGAAGACGGUACGAGAUGGCAAUCCAGGGUCUUUGGUUCAGCAUCAAGUUUUAGGUAAACGAUACGGAUCCCAUGUACAUCACCUACUACUCAUGUCACGUCGCGAGUAAGGUAAUCAAUCAGUCCCACCGACAGACUGCGCUAUCCUGAGAUUUUCAACACCAACACCGGCGCCAACACGGACAGCACGGACAAGGUCUUCGUCCCUGAGCGCCCAAGGCGCCACACGAGAUCGCCGAUCCGAACUGGUCUUUUCUAUUCCGACCUAACAUUUAGCCUCGACUGAAAGAUCCGUCGACAAAUGGGGAAGAGACUACAGAGAGGCAGAUAGGUCGCCAGCCGGCCAGCCGGCCAAAGAUAUAGUAGUUACACCAAGAAGUCCUGUCGGAGGGAAUCGUGGCCAAGCUGUUGACGCGCGUGUGGCUCAGCCAGGUUUCACACAAGUUCCCGUGGGUCAUACCAUGAGUCUUUAGAAGGUUGGUAUAAUUCUCAGUUAACGGUUCGGAGGAUCCAGGUAACAUCACGUAGCCGUAAUAAGGAGUUACGUCAGUGUACUGUAAAGGUGGUGAUCAAGAAUGGAGUCACAGGCAAGAUGAAGCAGAUGUGUGGCAGCAAUGUGUAAAUUGUUGAUCAAUAGACCAAACUUCUAAAUUGUACAUGAAUUGUUGUGAGGA